AUGCCUGCGUCUGAUUGGCCGCGGUGGGCCCCGCCCCCCUGCCUGCUGCUGCUGCUCGUGCUGGGGUCGGGUCGUCGGUGCGAAUCCGGCUCGCCGUUCCCCAAAGACCUGGAACCGCUGAGUGUGGUCACAUGGCAGCACUCCAGCCUCCCCUCCUUCCAGGGUCUCCUGCAGGAUAACGACACUCUGCGACUCGGACUCGACUUCCAGAGAAUGUUGAGGAUCAACCACAUGUUGUACAUCACAGCCAGGGACCACGUGUUUGCAGUAAAUCUGACGACGGCCUCGGAGCGAUUCGUUCCUCAGCUGAAGCUGACAUGGAAAUCGAAGGACGUGGGGAAAUGUACGGUCCGGGGGAAGAACAGCGACGAGUGCUACAACUACAUCAAGGUCCUGGUUCCCCGGGACGACGAGACGCUGUUCGCCUGCGGAACCAACGCCUUCAACCCCACCUGCAGGAACUACAGGAUGCGGUCCCUGGAGCAGGUGGGCGAGGACCUGGUGGGACAGGCCCGCUGUCCCUUCGAGUCGGGUCAGUCCAACGUGGGACUGUUCGCAGGCGGGGAGUUCUACUCGGCCACCAUGACGGACUUCCUGGCGAGCGACGCCGUGAUCUACCGCAGUCUGGGCGACCGGCCGGUUCUCCGCACCGUCAAGUACGACUCCAAGUGGCUCCGAGAGCCUCACUUCCUUCACGCCAUCGACUACGGGAACUACGUCUACUUCUUCCUGCGGGAGAUCGCCGUGGAGUACACCGCGCUGGGGAAGGUGGUGUUCUCCCGAGUCGCUCGAGUCUGCAAGAACGACAACGGAGGUUCUCCUCGAGUCCUGGAGCGAUACUGGACCAGCUUCCUGAAGGCCCGUCUCAACUGCUCGGUUCCUGGAGAUUCCUUCUUCUACUUCGACGUCCUUCAGUCUCUCACCAGCGUCCUGCAGCUGGAGCAGCGGCCGGCGGUGCUGGGAGUCUUCACCACUCAGGGAAACAGCAUCCCCGGCUCGGCGGUCUGCAGCUUCUUCCUGGACGACGUGGAGCAGGUCUUCUCGGGGAGCUUUAAGGAGCAGCGCGGCGGAGACGCGUCCUGGACUCCGGUCCCAGAGGACCAGGUUCCGUCCCCGCGACCCGGCUCGUGCGCCGGAGACGGUCCGGCGGCGGACUUCAAGUCCUCGGUCCAGUUUCCGGACGACAUGCUGACCUUCAUCAAGUCCUUUCCUCUGAUGGACGGAUCCGUCCCCGCCGUCAACCACAGACCCUGCUUCACCAGGACGGCCAGCAGGUCCAAGCUGACCCAGAUCGUGGCGGACGUGUCCGCCGGACCCUUUAAGGACCGGACCGUCCUCUUCCUGGGCUCAGAGGACGGACACGUCCUCAAGGUCUUGGUGUCCAGCCGUCCCAACAACACCUGGAGCUCCAGGCUGCUGGAGGACAUCGACGUCUACAACCCCAGCAGGUGUGACGUUCAGGGACAGGAGGACAGGACAGUGUUGUCUCUGGAGUUGGACAAAGAGCAUCAUGCUGUCUUUGUGGCCUUCAGCAGCUGCGUGAUCCGACUUCCUCUGAGCCGCUGCUCCCAGCACGGAGGCUGCCGGAGGUCCUGUCUGGCGUCUCGGGAUCCGUACUGCAUCUGGCUCCGGACCGGGUCCUGCGCCAGCGCCGCGCCGGGGUUCAGGUCGGGAUUCGAGCAGGACGUGGACGGCGAGUUCUCGUCUCACCCGGACAGCUGCCACACCGACGUUCUGGAGACCGGCCGGAACCAGGACCCCGCGGCAGACUCCGCCUACGGUGUCCGCCGUCUCCCGGACGUGGACCAGCGCUCGGCGGCGACCGUCCACUACACGCUGCUGAUCGCCUGCGUGCUGGUGGCGUUCUUCCUGGGCGCCGUGCUGUCGGCCUUCACGGUGUCGUGUUACUGCGGCCGAGGCUCCGCCCACCGCGCCGGCCGACUGGCCAAGGACCCGGAGGCGUCGCUGUCGCACGCCCUGUCGCUGCGCUCGCUCGCCAGGCUCAACGGGCUCAACGGGCUGCUGGACGGGCCCGCCAAGGAGGACAAACUGGACGUCUCCACGCCCAAGAUGUACAGCUCCUUCAUCCCCAACGGCUGCCCCUCCCCCCACCUCCUCCCACCGGGACUCCAGCUGGAAGACCCCGAGCUCAGCCUGUCCCAGUCUCUCUCUCAGGGUGACGGAGAACUCUCCGGCCUGCCUACGCCCGACUCCACCCCUGAGCUUCCCAUCAAGAGCCUGAAGGCUCUGAGGCAACAUCAGCUGGAGAAGAACCAGAACCAGAACCAGAACCGGAACCGGGACCAGCCGGGUCCCAGCUGCUCCUCCUCCAGUCUGGGCUUCAUGGCCGUUGUGGGGAACUUCCCCUUCUCCACCCGCGGGGCGGGUGCCUCCUCCCUGUCACUGCAGCUCGCCGAGGAGAGGAGGGAGGGGGGCGGGGCUGGAGGCGGAGCGGCGGCCCCGCCCCCCCAGCAGCCUCCGCCCCCCCAGCGGCCUCCGCCCCAGGCGCUGGUGGACGUGUCGGCGCUGGACGAGCUGCUGCAGCACAUCCAGGAGGUCAGCGCGUCGGGGACCGGCGGCAUCAAGGUUCUCACCUCCACCUCCUCGUCCUCGCUGUUCCCCGGAGCCUCCUCCACCCCCGCCUCCACCGGGCUCCACCCCCACCACCGCCAGCCCCGCCCCCACGGACAGACACGCCCCCACGGACAGACACGCCCCCAGCUCCACAACAGCAGCAGUGCUCAGCACCAGCAGCAGCAGCAGCAGAUCCCAGAGACCCAGACGUUCUUCAGCUCCUCCCACCACCUGGACCCGCCCCCAGGAAGCUCCGCCUCCUCCUCCUCCUCCUCCUCCUCUUCCUCCAACAACCCCACCUCCUCCACCUCCAUCCCGUCCUCCUCCUCGUCCUGCGCCUCCACCCCGCUGCAGCAGCAGGUCAUCCCAGAGCGGCCCGGAGGGGGCGGGGCCAACGCCGCGGCGCGCCACGGCCUCAUCAGGAUGGGCGGCGGGGGCGGAGCCUUGCCGCGCCACCACAGCUUCUCGCAGCGCGGGGCGUCGCACCCGCAGCACUUCCUGGCCAGGAUGAACACCAACAACAGCAACGCCCGGCCGGCCGCCGGCGGGGGCGUGGCCGGCGGGGGCGCCGCGCCAGAGGACCGGCGGCCGGCCGUCUGCCUGACGCGGCAGCACAGCUACAACGGCGGUCCGCUCGGCGGCCGGCCGGCGGCGGUCCGCAGGACGGCGUCGCUCAAACCGCAGGUUCCGCCCAAACCGCUCUUCCUGCCCAGCGCCGCGCCGGCGCCGCUGGCCGACGCCCAAACCCACCGGUACUGAGGUGGAACCGGGGAAACCGCCACGGGUUCCGUCACGGCGGCGGACGCUCGGGCGAGGAACGCCGACGGUUCCAGACCGCCUCCAGGAGGAACGCGGCGCUCGGCCCGGAGAACCUGCUGGAUGUACCACAUUGGUACCGGAGACACAAACAGAACCGCUCCAGAGGUCCUGGCCUGGAGCCGCCGCUCUGGUCUCUGAUUGGACAAAACGCUCCAGUGAAGGCACCCUGCUGGCCACGCCCACUCAGCCUUCAAAAUAAAAGCUCAGCUCACUCUGGUUUCGGUCACCUCAGCUGCGUUCAGACUGGAACCCGGCGUUCCACCAGGAACCGACAGAGAACCACAGCAAGACGUUCUUCAGCCCCGAGACGCUGCUGGAGGCUUUUAUUUUGAAGGGUGCUGAGCGCGGAACUGUCCACAUCGUGUUCUGGUGAAGCUUUGACUGAUCCGAUACAAAAUCACUCAGCGGUUCCCAACUUGUGGUUCUCAAGCUGUGGUUCCCAUCCUGUGGGCCCUGUGGUUCCCAAGCUGUGGUGUCGAACCUCCCUGGAGGACUCUCCGGUGCUCUGAGUGGACGUGUCCUCCACCGUUUGUCUUCACUGAGUUUUUUUAAUUUAAGAAGCAAUAAGGGGGUCUGAGGUUCCCCUGACCCGGAUCCACAUCCGGUCCUGGUCCACCUCAGAGCCAGACCAGCUUCGCAGAUACCUCACCUUUGACCUCAUGGGCCUUUAGAACCGGCUAAGAGACAGAACGGCCUCAAAUGAUGAAAGAACCGGAGUUCUGCUCCCUCAGAGGUUCAGAACCGGGUCCAAUCAUCGGAACGUUCUAGAACGUUCUGAAAAUGUGACUUUUAAUGGCACCGGACAUGUUUCCGUUUCCUGGAGUUUUGAAUGUGUAGAGGUCAAAGGUCGCCCCAGUGGACACAUCAGGAGCAUUGAAAUAUCAUCCUGAUGUCUUGUGGUUCUUCACUGCGGCGGGCCGGGUUCCGGCCGGUUCUGGACGGUUCCGGACGGUUCUGGCCCGUUCCGUCCGGUUCUGGCCGGUUCCGGACGGUUCUGGACAGUUCCGGCUGGUUAUGGACGGUUCUGGCCGGUUCCGGACGGUUCUGGCCGGUUCCGGACGGUUCUGGACGGUUCCAGCCUCGCUGAGUUCUCACGUUCUUUGUUUUUCAAGAUUCACUCAAAAUGUUUUCAGACUUUAAUUUUGCCGAAAACUGAGAAAUUCCAAAGAUUCACACUGAACCGCUCAAACAGCUAGCAUGCUAGCAUGCCAGCGUGUACGUCAUUCUAGCAUGCUAGCAUGCCAGCGUGUACGUCAUUCUAGCAUGCUAGCACGCACAUCAUACUAGCGUGUACGUCAUGCUAGCAUGUUAGUGUGUGCGUCAUGCUAGCAUGGGUCAACAGGAUUCUGCUUCCUGUCCCGGAGUCUGCAGGAAGUUUCCACUGAAGCCGACCGAUCAGGAGGAAGAACCCCUCACGUCACUUGAUUUUCAAAGUAAAGCUGAAAAUGAGAAACUGUUUCAGAUUUCUACUCAUAACUGACUCGGUUCUCCGGCCGGGACGUUCUUCCUGUUUCUCCACUCAUCAGCAGAAUAGUUUCCGGUUCCACUUCCUGUUCCGUUCAUCACGGCGGCGACAUGGAUCCACAUCGACAGCAGAACGCCGUCACCGUGGAACAGGAAGUCCAGGAAGCUGUACCGGCUCAGAACCCAGUGUCUGGUUCUGUGGAGUUCUGUUGUCUUCCUCUUCACGUGGUUUCGCGGUCGGCGCUCCCUCUGCUCCAGAGGACACGGCGGCUGCAGGAACCAGAGGAACCGGGACGGGUUCUCAGGACCGCAGCAGACCAGCUGGUAUCUGGAACGUCUGAUGGAGGCGGGGCUUCGGCUGCAGCGCCGGACCCUGACCCGGUCCGGGGUCUGGGAGCGACGGACGACGUGAUGAACGGAACAGGAAGUGGAAACAGGAACAUGACGAACGUCCCGGCCGGAGAACAACCGACUUGUUCCUCAGAGGGUUUCAUUUGAGACGUUCUCGUCUUUCUGCUGCAAAACUCCAGAAACCCUCGUUUGGUUCUGCUGGAAAACAGUUUGUUCCGUUUUUAUUUGUGUGAAAUCAGGACGCCGACAUCAGAACAUCAGAACAACAGAACAUCAGAACAUCAGAACAACAGAACAUCAGAACAUCAGAACAACAGAACAAUAAAACAACAUAGAACCAUCUGGAACCAAAAGGUUGAAAAAGUCACAAACCGAAUGAAGGAACCUGCAGAUUUCUCCUCUGGACCGGACCUGGGUCCAGAUCCCCUCAGAGCCGGACCCGGGUCCAGAUCAGUUCUGGACUGGUUCAAGAUCCCAACCAGAACCUGGCCCAGAUCCCCCUUUGGCGGACCCGGGUCAGACCCCAGACCAGCUCUCCUCUCAUGAAAUCUGCUGCAAUAAGAGUGAGCGACGGUUGUGACUGACAGGAAGUGGCUAGACAGACAGGAAGUGACAGACAGGAAGUGGCUGGACGCUGGACGGAUGCAGGAAGACGGACGAAAGACUCCUGUCAGUAAAAGAAUCAAAUCUCUCUUUUGUAACAAACUCUUUUGUAUGAGGAAACUCUCCACGCCUGAAAAUAUGUUUGAU
Salarias fasciatus (jewelled blenny) is the source of this 5958-nucleotide messenger RNA. Its product is annotated as semaphorin-6C-like. The transcript has 20 exons. Gene Ontology annotation, cellular component: plasma membrane. Gene Ontology annotation, molecular function: semaphorin receptor binding; chemorepellent activity. Gene Ontology annotation, biological process: neural crest cell migration; semaphorin-plexin signaling pathway; axon guidance. Bases 1 to 3333 code for a protein of 1110 amino acids. NCBI's taxonomy places the organism in Eukaryota, Metazoa, Chordata, Actinopteri, Blenniiformes, Blenniidae. The record is from RefSeq and is a predicted model, not a curated record.